Messenger RNA from Lodderomyces jiufengensis, 1059 nucleotides. RefSeq lists its product as uncharacterized. Gene Ontology annotation, molecular function: phosphatidylinositol-4-phosphate binding. Bases 1 to 1059 code for a protein of 352 amino acids. NCBI's taxonomy places the organism in Eukaryota, Fungi, Ascomycota, Pichiomycetes, Serinales, Debaryomycetaceae. Gene Ontology annotation, cellular component: trans-Golgi network; Golgi cisterna; cytosol. The transcript has a single exon. The record is from RefSeq and is a predicted model, not a curated record. Gene Ontology annotation, biological process: Golgi to plasma membrane protein transport; retrograde vesicle-mediated transport, Golgi to endoplasmic reticulum; Golgi vesicle budding.
AUGUCAUCAUCAUCAGGAUUGCAAAGACGUCGUGGAGCCAAACAAUCAAGUGCGAAUAAAGGUACAUCGAAUUCAUUUGAUGAAGAUAGAGGAGACUAUAACAACAACCAUUCAAAUUCAAAUUCAAAUAUAGAUAAUAAUAAUUCAGAUCAUAAAAUAGGUUAUGAUGAUCGUGAUAUAAAAGAUCGUAAAGAAUUAAAACAACCUUUAUUAACACUAAUGGAAGAAGUUUUAUUAAUGGGAUUAAAAGAUAAAGAAGGUUAUCUAUCGUUCUGGAAUGAUAAUAUAUCUUACGCGUUAAGAGGUUGUAUAUUAUUAGAAUUAACAUUUAGAAACAAGAUUACAUUAGUCAACGAUCCAGCAAGAAGAAGAUUUGAAUUAAGUGAUAGAUUAGUUGAAGUUAUAAAUACUGAACCAACAGGGGAAGUUUUGUUGGAUGAAGCAUUAAAAAUUAUGAAAAGUGAUGAAUCAAAUUUAUCAGUUACUAAUUGGAUUGAUUUAUUAAGUGGAGAAACUUGGAAUUUAAUGAAAAUAAAUUAUCAAUUGAAACAAGUUAGAGAAAGAUUAGCUAAAGGGUUAGUUGAUAAAGGAAUAUUAAGAACUGAAAGGAAAAACUUUUUUUUGUUUGAUAUGGCAACUCAUCCAGUAGCUGAUAAAUUAUCAAAAGAAUAUAUAAAGAAUAGAUUAUUAGCAUUAUUAAUACUGAGAAAUAUUGAUCUUGAAACAAUAUCAAAUGAUCAAUUUCCAAAAGAUGUUUCAUUCAAGUAUUUGAGAUCAAUUUCUUUAGUUUGUGGUUCAUAUGCAGCUAAUGUGUUGGAAAAUGUAUUAUUAUCACUAAAUUACGAUAAGAGAGAUCAAGCAUUUGCAAGAGCUGAUGAAAUUUUAGCUGAUUAUUCUGAAUUCCAGUUUAAUUUAUCACAUCAAAGUCCUUUAGGUCUAGGGUUAAACUUAGGUCAGCAAGUUAGUUCAGAAAUUGAAGAAUCCUCUGCAACUGAAUUACAAUUGGAAUUAAUAGCUGCUGUGUUAAGUGUAUUUGCAAGAAUGGAUUCAAUUCUUUAA